AUGCAACUGCUACGACAUACCGCCCGCAUCGCUUUCCGGGGCUGCAACACCAACCUCACCAAUGGCAUCCAGUCUGGUGUCGGUGAAGCCGAGGGCGGCGUUGGCUAUUGCACCGUCGAAUUCGACUCUCCCGACGUCAUGAGCGGAGGACUGGGCAUGACCUACAUGAUCACUUCCAUCCCGACUCUGCUAAGCUUCGACAAUCAAGAGGCUCAAAUACAGACCAAGGUUCACGACGCCAAGAAGCUGACAGACCGCGCUUUCCUUGAAGAGUGGAUCCGGUCUGAGGCUCGGCGGCACGGCCAGCGCGGAGGAGGCGGGGGAUCCGGCGGCGUCUUUGGAGGACUGUUUGGCGGUUUCAAAUAA
Messenger RNA from Colletotrichum fioriniae, 366 nucleotides. Lineage: Eukaryota; Fungi; Ascomycota; Sordariomycetes; Glomerellales; Glomerellaceae. The record is from RefSeq and is a predicted model, not a curated record.